AUGGCACCAUCGGUCAAGAACAACUCUACCCUAAAGGCAUUGAAGGCUCAGUUGAAAGGCAUCCAGUCUUCACUCAACGAUAUAUCUCGAUUCGUGGAGCAGUUCAAGGAAGACACUUCUGUUACACAAAUAACUAUACGCUUAGAUAGGAUAGAUAGCUUGUGGGAAAAAUACUCGGAAACUUUGGUAUCUAUUUUGGGUCAUGCGCAGUUUGAGGAGGAAGAGGAUGAAUACGAAAGGAAGAGGGAGAAGGAUAGUGAUCGUUUCUACGAAAUGAAAUCGUUUCUUCUUGAUAAGGCGAGAGAACGUCAGCCUGCAUUAGAACAUAACCAAUCUAUUCGUGACGUGUCUAUGCUUGGAGGGCUAGAUCAUGUCCGGUUGCCACAAAUUAAAUUACAGUCUUUUAACGGAGAGAUGGAACUUCCGGAGGUAGAGAAAUUCCACUACCUUAAGGGCUGUCUACAAGGGGAGCCAAAAAAUUUAAUUGAUCCGUUGCCAUUAACCGAAGCGAAUUAUCAAGUUGCCUGGAAUACGUUAUUGAAAAGGUACGAUAACAGUAAGGUGCUGAGAAAACGACAAAUUCAAGCACUAUUUAAACUGCCAGCACUUCAACGUGAAUCAGUGGGAGAAUUGCACAAUCUCCUUGAAGGAUUCGAGAGGAUAGUGCAAACCCUUGAUCAGGUUGUUCAGCCUCGCGACUAUAAGGAUCUGCUUCUCGUAAAUUUUCUCACCACAAGGAUGGAUCCGGUGACUCGCAGGAGUUGGGAAGAGCAAUCGGCUAACAAGGACCAGGAUACGGUGAAAGAUAUUACGGAAUUCCUCCACAGGCGGUUAAGAAUACUGGAAUCCAUGCCGCCGAAGGCAAUGGAGAGGAAUACUCAUCAAUUACAAGUUUCGUCAAAGGUGAAAUCUACGGCUGUAAGGACGAGCUACAAUCUGGUGCAGAGCUCUGCUGGAAAUUGUGUGAUUUGCAAGGAUAAUCACAUGUUGUACCAGUGCUCUAGAUUUCAAAGGCUAUCGGUGAUGGAACGGGAUUCAGUUUUGAAGGCCAAUGGUCUGUGUCGUAACUGUUUUAAGGUUGGUCAUCAGGCAAGGGAUUGUCAAUCAAGAUAUUCCUGCAGGAAAUGUCAACGUAGGCAUCAUACUCUUGUAUGCUUCAGAUCGGAUAAUGACGUGAGAGUUGGAACACAUCCUAAGCCUAGCAACUUUUCAAAUCCUAAGGAACCUAAAGGAUCAUCAAGCAACGCAAGUUCUUCUCAAGUCGCUGAAGUGGCAGCCUCUGACGUUGUGGCAUCUAACGUGGCUAAUCAGAUCUCUUCUCAAGUCCUGCUAGCAACAGCAAUUAUUCUUCUUGAAGACGAGGACGGUAAUCGGUUUGUAGCUAGAGCACUUCUAGAUUCAGGUUCGGAAAGUAAUUUUAUUACUCAAUCAUUGUGUCAACGGAUGAGAGUACAUCGAAGCACAGUAGACGUUUCUGUUAUGGGUAUUGGCGAAUCUGCGUCUAAGGUCAAACAUCGCAUCGAGACAAUGGUAUUAUCGCGAAACACCGAAUUUUCGCGGAAGAUGGAGUUUUUGGUUCUCCCCAAGGUAACGGUUAACCUGCCGACGACAAGAGUCAGUACAGAAGGAUGGUCCAUCCCAACCGGAUUUACAUUAGCGGAUCCUUCCUUCUUUCAACCUAACGCAGUAGAUGUUGUCCUAGGCAUUGAAUCGUUCUUCGACUUUUUUCAUACUGGUCGUACAGUUUCGUUAGGAGAACACCUACCAACACUCACUGAAACGGUGUUCGGCUGGGUAAUAGGCGGCGGUGUCUCAAGUAUGCAGCAUUCUUUGCGAAUCAACUGUCAUGUCUCAUCAAGCUGCAAAUUAGAAACGUUGGUCGAACGGUUUUGGGAGUGUGAGGAGUUGGAUUCUACCAAAACGUAUUCCAAGGAGGAACAAAUGUGCGAAAAAAUAUUUGAAGAAACGGUGAAACGCACUUCAGAAGGUCGUUACGUAGUUGCAUUACCACAGAUCGAUCAUAUGGUUCAACGGCUUGGCGAAUCAAGAGAGAUAGCGUAUCGGCGACUCCAGGCUACCGAGCGUCGACUAGCGAGAAAUGCCAUGUUAUGCAAGCAGUAUUACAGCUUUAUGGAAGAAUACUUAAGGCUAGGGCAUAUGCAGAAGGUUUCAGAUCAAAAUCCAUGUGAUCGAAGCUAUCUCCCUCAUCAUCCUGUUGUGAAAGAAGCGAGUACGACAACAAAGGUUAGGGUGGUUUUUGACGCUUCUUGUAGAACAUCCACAGGAGUUGCGCUCAACGAUUGCCUGUUGUCCGGACCAACUAUUCAGGAGGAUCUUCGUUCCAUUAUUUUACGAUGCCGUAUGAAGUAUAUCAUGAUGGUGGCAGACGUAGAGAAAAUGUUUCGGCAAAUUCUCGUACGUCAGGAAGACAGACAUCUCCAGUGUAUCCUGUGGCGUUCGUCACCAGCUGCGGAUGUUAACGUAUACGAGCUUUGUACCGUCACGUAUGGGACAAAGUCAGCACCGUUUUUGGCAACUCGAACGUUACACCAAUUGGCACAGGACGAAGAACAUCGCUUCCCAUUAGCAGCAAAAGCGAUUCACAAGGAUACUUAUGUCGACGACGUAUUGAGUGGCGUUAACAGCGUUCAGGAGGCACUAGAACUGCGACUGCAACUAGAAGGGCUAUUAAGUAGCGGAGGAUUUAGGCUAAGAAAGUGGGCUUCGAACUGUCAAGAAGCCCUAGACGGUAUUGCAGAAGAAAACUUGGCCCUUCAUACCAAAAACAGUAAUGGUUUGGACCCAGACCCGUGGGUGAAAAUCCUAGGAUUGUCUUGGAUACCUAAAACAGAUUGCUUCAAAUUCGAUUUCACAUUCCCCAUCAUAGAAGAGACCGCAGAGCUUUCCAAGCGGCAGAUUUUAUCUGUUAUCGCUAUGCUAUUCGAUCCGCUAGGCUUGAUCGGUGCUGUCAUCACUACCGCGAAGGUUCUGAUGCAGCUGUUGUGGACAUUAACGGAUGAAGCAGGCCAACGGCUUAAUUGGGACCAACCAAUACCUUCAACGGAUCAUGAGGAGGCGGUUGACAAAUAUUGUAGCAAUGAAGGCAUGCAGUGGCGAUUUAUUCCUCCGCGUUCACCUCAUUUUGGGGGCCUUUGGGAGGCAGCAGUACGCUCCUCCAAACAUCAUCUGCUGAAGGUUUUAGGAGAGAAUCCUGAAUCACCAGAAGACCUCAUUACCUUACUGACACAAAUAGAAGCAUGCUUGAACUCGCGACCUCUGACUGCGAUGUCAGAUGACCCAAACGACAUGGAGCCAUUAACCCCCGCUCACUUCCUGAUCGGGUCAUCGCUUCAGGCAAUCCCGGAUCUGAAUUAUGAAAAUGUUCCUGCCAAUCGUCUUCGCAAUAUGCAGCGAAUGCAGCAGAAGGUGCAAUUGUUUUGGAGAAGAUGGCGCAGAGAAUACCUGCACACAUUGCAGGCUCGUACCAAACGGUGGAAGCCACCAAUUCAUGUCAAAAUCGGUCAGCUUGUGGUCAUCCAAGAUGAUAAUCAAUCGCCGUCACAUUGGAAAAUGGGACGAAUUUGUGAACUGCAUCCUGGAUCCGAUGGAGUCGUAAGAGUAGUAACUUUAAGGACUGCUACCGGCUUGCUAAAAAGAGCAGUGGAAAAGCUUUGCUUGCUACCAUACAUGGAUCACGAGGAGGACUCCGAACUAGAAAUUUGA
Messenger RNA from Armigeres subalbatus, 3723 nucleotides. RefSeq lists its product as uncharacterized. Bases 1 to 3723 code for a protein of 1240 amino acids. The record is from RefSeq and is a predicted model, not a curated record. The transcript is spliced from 3 exons. Gene Ontology annotation, molecular function: nucleic acid binding; zinc ion binding. NCBI's taxonomy places the organism in Eukaryota, Metazoa, Arthropoda, Insecta, Diptera, Culicidae.